AUGCUGUACAAGCACCGCUCGUUUGCCUCGAUCGAAGACCCGUACCUCGCCCACAUGCUGAGUGGACGUCUUCUACAUGCGGGGAUGCGCACAACUAUCCCCAUUGGGUUCAAGGCGCUCACCGCCGAUCUCAUGAACGCUGUUCGCUCGACGUCUGAGGGCAGCGCCGAGUAUAGCACCACAUAUCUCACCACUAACGCCGAGAAUGUUGCCAAUGUGGUGAAACUCUGUGUAGCAGAGCUCGGGAUUGACUGGGUCCAGGUAGUCGCCUUGUCUAGCAACACGACGGUGCUCAUGCCCCGUAUGGCAAAGCACUUCCUCGAACUUCAGUGGCAUCCAUGUCUCUCCCACCGCAUUCAGCUCAUCGUCGGUGACGUGCUCAAGGCGAUCCAGGUUGACAGUGAGCUGGAUCCUGCCUUGGUGCAGUCAGACUUGCCCUCGAGCUGUGAUACGACCGUCCUCGAGAUGGGCGGCAUAGGCGAGGACACAGACGACGAUGACGACGAAACGAGGAUCUACGCUGCCUCGUCUCUUAUCACCCGCUCGUCCAAGGCCAAGCGCACGAUGCUUCACUUCAUCAACAAGAAGAACAUCAAGGGUAAGUGCGCAUACAAGUCCGCGCUGAACUCAUUUGAGGUGGAUGUCCGACUUGGUCUCGUGACCGUGGAUGACAAACCGUCUCCACCCGUCCUGACGACAUAUACGUCGCUGCGGCCGGACGUGAAUACUCGCUGGGGCGCGACGGUGACUAUGCUAGAGCGGGCGUCGAGGAUGAAGAAUGCCGUAGAUUUCGUUUUGACUGAGAUCGCGGGUUCCCGGGCUGAGUUGGCCGCCGGUGAGUGGGUCGAGGUACAUGAUGCUGUGGAAGUACUCCUCACAAUCAACAACUCGUGCGUCAUGUCUCAGACGUGCCACGAUCUAGCAGAGCUCAAGAUCAACAACAAUGCUAUCCCCAGGAUCCAACAGCUGUGCGACAUCGCCAGCCAGGCAGUGUACAAACAGGUUGCGUACUUGUACAAAGAGGAUGCGUGCCUCUUUGCUCUCCUUAUUGACGCGACUGUCACCAAGGACGACCUCACGUACGUCCAGGGAGUUGUCGCCGACGCCAACAACUCGCUCGGUGUGCGCAAUUUGGUGACUGCUGGGGAGGUCCACCAUGACAUGUGGCGGCGCUUGGUAGACGUCCUCGAGCCCGAGCUCCUCGACGAUCUGUCCCCGCUCCCCUCUGAUAUCGCGUCGUCAUCGGGUGGAGCGAGCAACACGCUGCCGCAGCAAUCGCGGCACCCCACGUACUUUUCCCCGAACAUGUCUGCUGCCGGUGGGCCAUUCAAGUCGGUGGUGUCUGGAUCGGCGUCAUCGCUACAGGCGCGCUCACGGAUGGACGCGGAGCGCGAGGCGCGCGCUCGUAAAGUUGCCAAGCGCGAGAAGAACGCGAGGAAGCGCCUGCGCCUGCCUUGCUAUUAGCUUCCUUGCUGCCGCCAUGUUUUUGCUGAUAGAGAGGGAAGAAGCCGUACGCAGAAGACACCAUCACAACUACGC
Thecamonas trahens ATCC 50062 is the source of this 1539-nucleotide messenger RNA. RefSeq lists its product as uncharacterized. The transcript is spliced from 4 exons. The coding region runs from base 1 to 1464 and encodes 487 amino acids. The record is from RefSeq and is a predicted model, not a curated record. Lineage: Eukaryota; Apusomonadida; Apusomonadidae.